Messenger RNA from Oryzias latipes (Japanese medaka), 5793 nucleotides. The record is from RefSeq and is a predicted model, not a curated record. NCBI's taxonomy places the organism in Eukaryota, Metazoa, Chordata, Actinopteri, Beloniformes, Adrianichthyidae.
CCUUAGCCUCAAGCUUAUCGUGGGAGCUAGCAUAACCUGCUUUCUGAAACAGGCCCCAGGGGCCUGUUGCACAAAAGUAAAAUUAAGACAUCCGGGAUAAAUGACUAAGCUGAGCUCAAUGAAUCCAAAACAUGUGCGUCUAGGCUUAAUCGGUUGCACAAAGACCAAGCCAGGAUGAGCAGACACGGAUUCAUCAAGCCAGGUGUAACCAAUCCUGGAUAGGUGCGCGCUCACGGCUCACUCAAACAGACCCCGCCACAGAUCACAGAUAAACUGAUUUACCAUGGCAACUAGAGCCGCGUACCUUUCCCCAUCGGAAGAACAAAUCCUCAUGGAGGCAUACGAGGAGGAACAUGUCAUCGUCUGCUGUGGAAUAUACCAUCGGUGGAGUUAAGAUCCACUUUCCCUGCAAGGCUUACCCAUCCCAGCUGUCCAUGAUGAAUUCGAUUGUCCGGGGCCUGAACUAUGGCCAGCACUGUCUCCUGGAGAGUCCGACUGGCAGUGGAAAGAGUUUGGCCCUCCUCUGCUCUACUCUGGCCUGGCAACGGGCUCAAUUCGACAAAAUUCAGGACGGAGGCUGCAUAGGGAAGAAAAGUCCGCCAGAAAAAACCUCAGUUGACUGCAAGAAGUCGGACAUCCCCACCCCGUGUCUGUGUGCCUGUCACAGAAGCACCAGCAAGACUGCAGCCGCCGCCACGCCUGGCGUUGUGGACCUCACAGUGUCUCCCUGCAAAGACUCUCCACAGUCAUCACAUGCAGCGCGGCAACACGAGGCUUCACCAGCAGAGACACAAGGCAGAAAACCUUCCAUAGCAUCUCGUCUGUCAGAGAAGCUCCAGGCAUCUGUGAACUCAGACGGGGACAGAGAAGACGACUUUAAACCCGACAGAAAACGCAUUCGUUCUGAGGAGCAAAAGAGCCAGAAAAGACAGCGCCUGCAGAACGGAGUUAUAUUCAUCGAUGACGAGCCGGAGCCAGAAACGGAGCCACCUCUUUUUCAGACUGAUCCCACCAACAACCAGGCAGCUUCAUCCUGCUGUGUACCUGUUCCUGAACCCUGCUCCCGCUGCCCCUGUGCUUCAACCAAAGACACCGUAAAGGAGAAGGCCAAAGACGAUAAAAAGAGGAUUCCCAAGAUCUUCUUUGGCACACGCACGCACAAACAGAUAACUCAGAUCGCACACGAGCUGAAGCGCACCGUCUACUCCAGUGUGCACAUGACCAUUUUGUCCAGCAGAGACCACACCUGUGUCAACCCUGAAGUGGUGCCACACUUCAACCGGAAUGAACGCUGCAAGGAUCUUCUGGAGGCCAAAAAUGGAAAAUCCUGCCGGUUCUACCAUGGCGUUCAGAAGAUGCGUGACCACCACACUCUACAGAGAGUCCAUGGGCUCCACGAGGCCUGGGAUGUCGAAGACCUAGUGACGGUGGCCAAGCGUCUCCGGUCGUGCUCCUACUACGCCGCUCGUGAACUCAUGCAGGGAGCGUCCAUCAUUUUCUGCCCGUACAACUACCUGCUGGAUCCAAUGAUCAGAGAGAGUAUGGAAAUAGAUCUGGCAGGACAGAUCUUGGUCCUGGAUGAAGCCCACAACAUUGAGGACUGUGCAAGGGAAAGCACCAGCUUCACUCUGGAUGAGAGCAGCUUGAAGACGUGCAGAGAAGAGCUGGACAGCAUGGUCAAAAACAACAUUAGACGCUCCCAACACGAGCCUCUCAGGGACUUCUGCUACGCUCUCAUCAACUGGAUUCAAGAGUGCCAGGUCUUGUUGUCUGAGCGUGGAUAUGAAAGUGCCAGUAAAGUCUGGAGCGGGAAAGACAUACUGGGCAUCUUUUAUGGUUUGGGCAUUACAGCUGACACCUUCAGGAUUCUAAAGCAAAAUCUUGCAGCUGUUUUGGAAAAGGAAGAGCGUGUGGGCUUGGUUCAUGGAAAGGAAGACAUGGUGCAAGUCCCAACCAUCAGUUCAAUGACGUCCACUGUCCUGAAAAACCUCUUUAUGGUGCUCGACUUCCUCUACAGGGACAACUGCCGGUUUGCUGAGGAUUACAAAGUAGCUCUCCAGAGGAGCUAUUCAUGGACCAAUCAGGUCCCGCCUGAUGUCCCGGAUGCCCAAGGCUUUUUGGUCCGGCCCCGACCACGACGCCGCCAGACUGCCAGAGUCAAGACUGAGAUCCUGACGCUAAGCUUCUGGUGCCUUAACCCCGCUGUGGCUUUCUCUGACCUGAGUGGCUCAGUGCGCAGCAUUGUGUUGACAUCAGGAACACUGUCGCCCAUGGGAUCCUUCUCCUCUGAACUUGGGGUGAAAUUUUCCAUUCAGCUUGAGGCCAACCACGUCAUCAACAAAUCCCAGGUUUGGGUUGGAACAGUUGGUGCUGGACCUCAAGGAAAGAAACUGUGUGCCACCUUUCAGCACACUGAAACCUAUGCAUUCCAGGAUGAGGUGGGCGACCUGCUGCUCCACAUCUGCAAGGUCAUAGCCAAAGGUGUGCUCUGCUUUUUGCCAUCAUACAAGUUGCUUGACAAGCUGAGAGACCGAUGGAGCAACACAGGUCUAUGGGAGAAGCUAGAACAGCAGAAGACUGUGAUCACCGAGCCUCGCGGCGGCGCCAAGGGGGAUUUUGACGAGCUGCUUCAGACCUAUUACGAUGCCAUCAAAUGCUGUGAUGAAAGAGAUGGUGCCCUGCUCAUUGCUGUCUGCAGGGGAAAAGUCAGUGAAGGGCUUGACUUUACAGAUGACAAUGCCAGAGCAGUAGUGACCAUUGGAAUUCCCUUCCCGAACAUCAAGGACCUGCAGGUGGAACUGAAGAUGAAGUACAAUGACCAGCACUGCAAGUCCAGAGGUCUUCUUCCGGGUCAUCGCUGGUAUGAGAUCCAGGCGUACAGAGCUCUGAACCAAGCCCUGGGAAGGUGUAUCCGCCACAAGAAUGACUGGGGUGCUCUGAUUCUCGUGGAUGACCGUUAUGGGAAUAAUCCCAACAAGUACAUUACAGGCUUGUCUAAAUGGGUUCGUCAGCUUGUUCAGCAUCAUUACACCUUCAGCAAUGCCAUGCAGUCUUUGAAAGCAUUCUCUCGAGUCCAGGAGAAGGUGGAGAUGGCCUCCACAGAUUGCCUGACCCUCGGCUCCAUCAACUCGUCUCCCAGCAAUAACUCGUCAGCAGCUGCUGGGGGACAGAGUUUGCUCAAGGCUGCAGAGGUUCAGAUCUCUUCUUUGAGUGUCAAACCACCUAAGCCCCAACAGGAAACCAGCUCAUUGCUGUUCCCUUCUGUUUUGUCUGCACAGUUCAAGGGUGAAAGCAACCAAACAACAGAACUGCAGAAGAUUCCACGCAGUCCCCCACCAGAGCAGAUUCCUCAUCUUAGCACAGCGUCACCACCUUUUUAUAACAUCUUCACCUCCAGCGCCGCAGGCACUGUCUUCAAGAAACCCAUCUUUAUAAGUAAAAUACCCCCCUCCAGUCAGAAGGAGAUUCUUGAGGCGCCUCCUUUACCAGUGAAGCCAGAGAACUUUUGCCAAGAGCAAGAGGCAGAAACCUGUUCAGGUGAAGUCAGAGGAGAAUCUGCAGAUCCCUGUGCCGAGCUGCCUGUGGUGGCUGCCCUCACCAAGUAUGAAAACGAAACGCCCCCAACCACCACCUCGGAUGAGGAUGAGGAGGACCAGAGCAUUUUCUUUACCCCAGAACUGUUUGAGGGCGAGGGGGACGCAGAGGGUCCUCAGGCCAAUGUGGACACAAAGCCCGUUUCCAGUAACUCCCCAAUCACGGGCAGCCCGGAAAGGCUUUCAGAGGAGCUGUUUGGGUCCGAAGAGGCCCCAAGGUUAGUUUCUGCUUUGAAUGAACAAAGCAAGAGGGGCUCAGAGCUCACUCAGGAACAGGGAGCCGAAGUCAGGCGACAAGAGCAAAGCGAGAAGCUAGAGGAGGUCGAAACACCAGGCAGACAGACAGGAAGUAGACUUCACAGGCUAUCCAGGUCCAGGCAGAGGCUGUCCUCCACCCACACAGGAGGAGUGUACGAAGUCAAGAAUGUAGGAAGGGUCAGCGCUCAGCAGCCUGAGAGUAGCAGCAGCCCGAAGGGGUCAGACAAGUCCAGAACGGGUCACAGCUUAACACUGCCAGUCCAGGGUGUGAAGACCAGCCCCAGAAGUGUUCAUCAGAGACAUCUACUAUCAGAGGCUCAAGAAAGCAGCUGCAAAACAACAGAACCAAUCCUGACGCAGAAUGGAACGUCUGCUGAGUUGAUAUCUUCUGUUAAACGAGAAGAAAAGUGGACCAGAGAAGCAGACGACCAGACGGAAGAAACGGCAGGAAUUCAGCACAACAAAGCUGUGAAAGUGAGGAGGUCUUACAAACAGAAACACAGGAAGACCCCUUCAACAAAGAUCACUGAGGUACUGAAGCCGUGCUUCAAGGGACUUCACUGUGCUGUUUGUGAAAAAGAGCUCCUUCCUAAGACUCAAGGUAUAGUACGGCAGUCUGCAUGUACAUUCAAACAGCUAGCAGUUCUUCGAAGAGACUGCGGUCCUGCCUUCCUGACUCGCCGCUGCCGGUGUUCACCCCUGCAGCCGCCAGGUUCAGGGGACUUUCUGCUUGUGGUUCAAAACCUCUCAGCAAUGAAGAUCCUAAAGACAACCCUGCAGCCUGACAGUGUCAACACUGGCACUGCAUACAAUGCCAUCUGGAACCCUGAAGAAGGCUCUGUGACCAGAUUUCUGCAAUGCAAAGGCUGUUGCUCCCAGAUUCCUGGUCUGCCGGCAGCUUUGAUAGCAGCGGAAAUCCUCUACCCCAGAAACAUGGCUCAGAAUCAGAUAUGGUUGGCUCCAGCAGCAGUCACCUUCUGUGCACUCAUUCCAACUGAAGGCUGAAGCUUGAUGGAGACCAGUACCAACCUACUAACCGUCCUUCUAGAAGUUAAAGAUUUCCAAAACAAUAUCUUGUCGAGGAUGAUGAUUAGAUAUUCUUACACUGUAUGUCUAUCAGAGAGUUUGUAUUAUGUAAAAUAAAUUGCAAACAUUGUCAAUUUAGCUUUAUUUCAAUAAUUCAUAUAAAUUACCAGUAAAGCUAAAGAGGCUUGUUCCAUUGCUUUUGUGGGUUUGUAGCAUGCAUGCAGUGGCAGUAUUGUCCUAAAAUUCACCUUUCUAUCAACUGUUUCAAGUGAACCAAUUUAUAAAAAGACAUGUUUUAUCAGUCACUGGUUUAUCAGUCAGAAAAAGCUGGAACAACUGUGGGAAAAUGGAUUAACAAACAUUUAGCAAUGGAGGAAAAAAACGUGAUUUUUUCAGCAACUCCUUUCGGUCACCAGAAAUUAAUUUGAUAAAAAGUUUCAAUGGGUUUAAAAAAUACAAGAUAAAGUUAUAUGCUGUUUUAGUUGAAUAUACAAUUAUUUACUCUAAAAUGAAAAGAACGCUAACAUACAGACUCUACUAUGUAAGUUUUGUCUGAGGUUACAAGAGCUGCAGAUUAUAAACUUGGUUCCAUCGAAGGGCGGGUUUUAGUACAACCAUCUGCCAACCUGUGGUUGAAUAUUUUCAAGAUAACUGGCUGUUGAUUUGUCGAUUCAAAGGUGAGCUCUGUACAAAGGGAACUCCCUUCAUGUGUGUCGAUGGCUGAGAAAGCAAUGGAGAAAAAUGUGCUUACAUGAACCAGGAGCGAGACAUCAACAUAACUCCUGAUCUGUCAGAAGCUGCACAUGAAGGAGAGCAGUGAACUGCUGAGGCCCUCCGGCUGCUUUGCUCAACCCUAGAGAGUUUCUCUUUAUAACUGUAAUUUUAAGGCAAUAAAUCAAUACUCUUCAUCUUUUAA